AUGAAAUCUGCAUCGACUGCCGGUCUCGUGGCUAUUGUUUGGCUUAUACAGCAGGCUGUUGCUACAAGCUGGGGCGAUUCCCCGACCUUUUCCAGCGUCUCAAACACCAACAACAGCUGCACGACUGAUCAGCAGAGUGGGUUCGAUUGGUCUGGUCUGCCAACAGGUUCAUUCAACAAUUAUGGGGGUUUCGGUUUCAGCGGAUUUUCCUGCCAGGAUUCCUUUCAACCUAAUGCAAAGAAACGAUCGCUCCGUAUACGCGAUGAUUUCCAGUCUAAAUGUAUCCAAGGCAAAGUCAGCACAUCGUCGAACAGUGGUCCCACCUUCUCUUGCUCACAAGAUGACCAAUUCUCGAUCACACACAUGCAAGUUUCGGUCUCGUUUGACACCGAUCUGGACUUUAUCUUUUCCAUGCCCGAUGGGUCUACUUGCAAACACACCGCAUCUUGCAGUGCAAGCGGUACUACUGUGGAAAACACGCAGUGCGGUGGAGCCAAAUCCGUGUCCUUUCAGAUGCCGCCUAGUGGCAGCAGCAAUGGUUGCGACAUCGGAAUUCACUCCAUUGGCUUCGACUGCAACGACUCGUCGUCAUCUUCGUCAUCUUCCUCGACAACCACAGCGCCAGCCAGUUCGACCACGAGCGCAUCAGUCGUCACAACGACAACUCCGGUGGUGACGUCGACUUCUCUAGUUAGAACCACCACAACCACGCCUGGAGUCGAUUCAACGACUACUCCGCAGGUUAUUCCGGUGACAAGCAGCUCAACCACGACAACAUCUUCCAGUGAGCAGGCUUCCACAAGCACCACUUCUCCUCUAGGCUCAACUACAACCACGCCUGAUCAAACUCCAAGCACUACCACUACCUCUCCUGUCGGACAGUCUUCGACUUCUUCGACUACAGCUACGACCACACCUCAGGAGACUCCAGAUACAACGACAACUACGCCUUCUAUUGAGCAAACUACAAGCUCUUCAACAACAUCCAGCCAACAGACUACCACCACCUCAGCCAUUGUUACUACUACAGCGGCUGACACAACGCCCGGAACAAGCUCGACCGAGACCACGACUGACUUGAUCACGACAGAAAUUGUGGUGACGACGCUCACCACAUGUCCCAUAACCAAUACUCGCACGAGUGGUACCGAGACUGUGACUGAGACCACGAAUACUAUCUCAACGAUCACAAUCACGUCAACCUCCACGGUCUGCACCCGUUGCACUAGGCCUCCACCCUCCACCCUAUCUACGGUUACACCUCCUGCUACCACGGAGACAACUUCAGCAUCCCCAUCUACAUCGCCACCUUCAUCACCUCCAACAUCCUCGUCCACAGAGACUCAACCUCAAAGCCCGCCACCCUCGUCACCUGCUUCGCCUCCACCGUCUCAGACGACGCCGCCGGCAUCACAGUCUUCGCCUCCGUCUUCACCGCCUCCAGCACAGUCGACGCCGCCGUCACAGUCUUCAUCUCCGCCUUCCUCAUCUCCGGCGUCUUCGCCACCAGCCCCGCCUCCAGCACAGCCGACGUCUCCUUGUCCCUCUGUGCUCCCCUCGUGCUUGAACACAUGGCUUUCGCUCGUGCCGAAAUGUGCCUCAAACUCUGACACAACGUGCUUCUGCCCUUCCCAACAGUUCAUCAGUUCUGUCCAGGAAUGUGUCUCUGCUUGGGGGUCGUCAGAUGAUGAGGUCACAGCGGCGUUGUCUUAUCUAGCAGGCAUCUGCGCAGAUUUUGUUCCCCAAAAUCCGGGAAUCUGUACCGGUGUGCCAAGGACUAUCACUCUUGUGCCUACGCCUGCCCCCGCUGGGUCGGUGACAGAAACAGUAGGGACGCAGGUGCAGACAGUGACCAACACCGGUACAGUGACCGCUACGGUUACCAAUGGCAACGGCCGCGGACCAAGACCACCUCUGUCUGGCUCUGUCUCCGGGGCUAGCAACGGCGUCUCUGCCCCAUCUCCAACUCCACCGGUGGCCGUCCCUGUCACAACCGUUACGUUUACAGUCACAGCUUCAGGAAGCGCGAUUACAAGCGCGGUUACGGUACCGCAGGUUACCUUUGUCACUGUUCAACCUACCAGCCCUGCUACUUCCCCUGCAGCCGGAAAUAGUGGUAACGGUAAUGGUGGAGGUCCAGGGGAAGUCGGGUUGGUCCCCAUGCCCACUACUCCUCCUGCGGGUGGCUCUGGGUCUUAUGGAUCUGGAUUUGGCGACGGAUCGGGCUCGGGCUCUGGCAGUGGAUCUCUGUCUUCAGAUGGAGGAGCUGAGGCAGCAGCCACGACUUUCGUUCCUGGGCCGACAGGAUCAAGCACAGAUGCGGGAGUGCCCUCGAUCACACCUGAUAUCUUCACCGGCGCAGCAACCAAGCAGAGCGUGGCGUGGGGCGUCCUUGCCGGUAUAUUGGGUCUCCUUGCGUUCGUGGUGUGA
Messenger RNA from Fonsecaea multimorphosa CBS 102226, 2430 nucleotides. RefSeq lists its product as uncharacterized. Bases 1 to 2430 code for a protein of 809 amino acids. The record is from RefSeq and is a predicted model, not a curated record. NCBI's taxonomy places the organism in Eukaryota, Fungi, Ascomycota, Eurotiomycetes, Chaetothyriales, Herpotrichiellaceae. The transcript has 2 exons.